AUGCCAAUACCAGCAAUGAAGAAAAUUGAGCGUAGCAAACCCACGAAAAUUGCACAGCUGGCACCAAAUCUGCGAAAAACGACAAGCAAUAAUUACACUGCAUCCUCCACUAACAAAUCACCGGCUAAGAAACACGUUGCCAUAGCGCCACGCACACCUGAAAUGAAGCAGCAACAGCAGCAGCAACAACUUACAACCACUUUGAUACGGCGCGGCCGCCAACGAGGCAUGAGGCCAGCCUACAGAUCAAAGUUAUUUUCUCAAGCUGACGACUUCAUCAAAUCUCAUCAACGCUCUCCACUCUCAAUCACUUUGACAUGGCGCGGCCGCCAACGAGGCAUACGGCCAGCCUGCACGUCAAAGUUUUUUAAAUCCUGUAUCGCUUGCCAAUUGUCUAAAGUUAACCGACACACCAAGUCACCUUUAGGUUGUUUCGCAGGCGUAGAUGAGCGUUUCCAACAUGUGCAUAUGGACAUCAUCGGACCACUACCACUGUCGCAGGGUAAAAGAUACUGUGUGACGUGCAUCGAUCGUUUUUCACGAUGGCCCGUGGUGAUUCCUGUUUCAGACAUGACGACCGAAGUCAUUGCCGGCGCGUUUAUCGAAGGAUGGGUAGCACAGUAUGGUGUUCCUCAUAUUAUCACGACUGAUUUAGGACGUCAGUUUGAAUCAACGAUCUUCCGAGAGUUGUCCAGACUAUUGGGUAUCAAGCAUAUUCACACCACAGCAUAUCACCCCCAAGCGAAUGGGAUGGUUGAACGUAUGCAUAGGACGUUGAAGGCUGCUUUGCGAUGCCAUAAUUCUAAUGACUGGACGCGCACACUCCCAUUGAUUCUGCUGGGGUUACGGACUUCCCCAAAGGAAGAUCUAGGCGUCAGUUCCGCUGAAAUGUUGUACGGAAACCCGUUACGUGUUCCAGGACAGCUGUUGUCACAGAAAUGCCAAAAGCCAGGUGAAACCGAUUUCGUUUCAUCACUUCGUAAUGCAUUGGCUCAACUGAAGACAAUCAAUGGCAGUAGACACGGGCAUCACCCAGUCUAUGUUCCGAAUGACCUCCUAACCAGCAAGUUUGUGUUCGUGCGUGUCGAUCGGGUGAGAGCUCCAUUGGAACAGCCGUAUGAAGGUCCGUUUCAAGUUCUUCAACGAGAUGAAAAAUAUUUCGUAAUUAACAGAAGAGGGAGCAGGUGCACCAUCGCGUUAGACAGAUUAAAACCAGCUUAUUUGACUAACGAUGAACUUACCGGCAAGCAGUUUUCGCCACUUCCUUUAGUCAAUCAUGAGCGGAAACAAGCAUCCGAGAAGAAGGUUCUUAAACCGUCGGCCGUUUCUUCAAAGGUUUCGCGUUCUGGCCGAACAGUGCAUUUCCCAGCGAAGUUGUGUGACUACCGCGAGUAA
This is a messenger RNA of Teleopsis dalmanni, 1395 nucleotides long. RefSeq lists its product as uncharacterized. Gene Ontology annotation, molecular function: nucleic acid binding. Gene Ontology annotation, biological process: DNA integration. The record is from RefSeq and is a predicted model, not a curated record. NCBI's taxonomy places the organism in Eukaryota, Metazoa, Arthropoda, Insecta, Diptera, Diopsidae. The transcript has a single exon. The coding region runs from base 1 to 1395 and encodes 464 amino acids.